Somion occarium is the source of this 956-nucleotide messenger RNA. Lineage: Eukaryota; Fungi; Basidiomycota; Agaricomycetes; Polyporales; Cerrenaceae. The record is from the annotation of a GenBank genome assembly.
AUAGUAUUUUUGGUUUUUGGAGCUUGAAGGUCAUCAAGAAUGCAGACAGCGCAUAAAAGCACUGGCUUGCAAAACUGAGGCAGUAGCCGGACAUGAGACGCUGCAUUGCGGCUUCUUAUUCCCGCAAGUAAGCAGCAGAUCGAAUCUAUCAGUGAUACGCAUGGGGAACUCCUUGAAUUGAAGUGCGGAAUAGCGGGACAACAAGAAAUGUCGAACAUGACCAUCAUGUUCCUAGCGGUCAUGCACGAAGUUCUUGACAUGAGCAUGAGCACCAACGUGCAUUCUAUAUUUGUGGAAUGAAUUCAGACUCGGAUAUCGCUCGUUGUCAGUGGGGACCAAUGAGAGACGAUACUGCGACGUCUAUGGAAUUUCAUUCCAUGCGGCUGUACAACGAACUUAGUACAUACCUGCAGCCAUUACUCUGAAUCACCAGGUAUACAUUCAGGUCACGAAUAAUUUGUUCGCCGCUUCUUACGACGACGCCCAUGUUCUUUGCUGUCAUGUCAGUGAGACCUCAGCCACGUUCCAUUACAAGAGCCUCAGCAGCACACCAGUGUAAGCUACACCAGAACUCGAAAUCGCCAUUAUGCAAUUCAACCUCUUCAACACCAUUUGCACUGCCGUGCUCGCCGCUAAUUAUGUUACGGCGACAGCAGCUUCGUCUCUUUUUGCAAGGCAAGACACUUGCACUGUCCCGACGGGUUGUUGCACGGCUUUCUCCCUUUCGGGCACAUUUCUUGGCAUUCCCCUUCCGACCGUCCCAUUUGGAGAUACCUGCGCUCUACCUGGAGGUCCAGGUGGCGUCUGCACUCCAGGAACUACGACUACUGCAUCUACUGGAACCAUCACAGUCAACAGCAUCAUUGGGUCUUGUGUCUGAACAAUCUACCUCGUCUACAAAUAGGGUGGAUAUACAAUGAUAUUGGUUGUAUUGUGAAUAAGUCAGCGUCUGUAAC